Rhinichthys klamathensis goyatoka is the source of this 1829-nucleotide messenger RNA. It is a transcript of the gene cstf1, whose product is annotated as cleavage stimulation factor, 3' pre-RNA, subunit 1. Gene Ontology annotation, biological process: mRNA 3'-end processing. Bases 88 to 1383 code for a protein of 431 amino acids. Gene Ontology annotation, cellular component: mRNA cleavage stimulating factor complex. The record is from RefSeq and is a predicted model, not a curated record. Gene Ontology annotation, molecular function: protein binding; RNA binding. NCBI's taxonomy places the organism in Eukaryota, Metazoa, Chordata, Actinopteri, Cypriniformes, Leuciscidae. The transcript is spliced from 6 exons.
UCCACUGUAUAUGCGUACGUCGUGACGUCAGACGUACAGAGCGUGUGCGUACCUCCUGAAGUCGUAAAUUGGCAGGAAGCAGCAAAGAUGUUCCGACCAAAGCCCACGUUGAAGGACAGACAUCACCUGUACAGGCUGAUCAUCAGCCAGCUGCUGUAUGACGGCUACACCAGCAUCGCUAACAGCCUGAUCAGUGAGGUGAAGCCCCAGAAUGUGGUGUCUCCAUCAGAGCAGCUCAUGCAGCUGGCCAAGACGGGAAUGGAGAACGAUGACAGUGCGGUGCAGUAUGCCAUUGGCCGCUCAGACAACGUGGCGCCCGGUGUGGGCAUUGACCUGGAGUUUGAUGCAGACGUGCAGACCAUGUCCCCAGAAGCAUCGGAGUACGAGACCUGCUAUGUGACGUCCCAUAAGGGUCCGUGCCGUGUGGCCACCUACAGCCGUGAUGGCCAGCUCAUUGCGACGGGUUCCGCCGACGCUUCCAUUAAGAUCCUGGAUACUGAGCGCAUGCUGGCCAAAAGUGCCAUGCCUCUAGAGGUGAUGAUGAACGAAACGGCUCAGCAGAACAUGGAGAACCACCCUGUGAUCAGAACAUUGUACGAUCAUGUGGAUGAGGUCACAUGCCUGGCUUUUCACCCGACCGAACAGAUCCUGGCCUCCGGCUCUCGGGAUUACACCCUCAAACUCUUCGAUUAUUCAAAGCCAUCUGCAAAAAGAGCCUUCAAGCAUGUACAGGAAGCUGAAAUGUUGCGCUCCAUCUCUUUCCACCCAUCUGGGGAUUUCUUGCUGGUGGGCACGCAGCACCCAACUCUGCGCCUUUAUGACGUCAACACUUUCCAGUGUUUUGUGUCCUGCAACCCUCUAGAUCAGCACACAGACACCAUCAGCGGAGUCUGUUACAAUCCCAGUGCCAACAGCUACGUCACCUGUAGCAAAGACGGCAGCAUCAAACUGUGGGAUGGAGUGUCUAACCGGUGUGUGACUACCUUUGAGAAAGCCCACGACGGGGCUGAGGUCUGCUCAGCCGUCUUCUCCAAAAACUCCAAGUAUAUUCUAUCAACUGGAAAGGAUUCUGUUGCCAAACUCUGGGAAAUUUCCACAAGCCGGACUUUGGUCAAGUACACAGGUGCGGGUCUCAGUGGGCGACAAACGCACCGCACUCAGGGUGUUUUCAACCACACAGAGGACUAUGUGCUGCUGCCGGACGAGAGAACCAUCAGCUUGUGCUGCUGGGAUUCACGCACAGCCGAGAGGAAGAACCUGCUCUCCUUGGGCCACAAUAACAUCGUGCGCUGUAUCGUCCACUCACCCACCAACCCCGGCUUCAUGACCUGCAGCGACGACUUCAGAGCCCGAUUCUGGUAUCGCCGCACCACCACUGACUAAGAGACAUUUGUGUGCUUUGAGACCAAAACGGUCUGAGUUUCUUUUAUCAGCAGGUCCCAAACACAGAAAUGUCCACAUUGUGUAUGACUUCACAGGCUCCUUUGCCAAGGCUGCGUAUCAUUGAACACACAAAAACGUUUUUUUUUUUUAAAGCAUCAGAGACAUGGUUGCCUCUUAUGACUGUGGUACCUUUGUAUUACUGUCAGGUGGCGCUGUUUUACAAAUCAUCAUCUGAGAUGCAUUGUUUUUACAACUUUACUUUUUGGAUUCAAGGCCAUUUAGUAACAUCAGAACAUUCAGCUGUAAACUGAACUGUGAAAAAAACUUUGUGUAUCUGACAACAAGUAGAUGAGUAUUAGUCUAAUGGAAAGUGCCUAGGAUGACGUCUUUUCAGUUUUGAUUUGUGUACUGUUCUCUUUGUUUUAUAUUAAAAGUCUCUGAGAGAA